GUUUGUUGGGGUUCGAUGCUUUUCAAGGCUUAUCAAAGCCCUGAACCAAAUUGUACUUCUUUACUUUUCUAUCAUCCGAGAAACAGCUCGUGAACUAUGACAACACCCUUUUAUCUCGGAAUUGUGGGUGUUGGCGGCGUUGGUAAGGCAUUCCUAGAGCAGCUCGGACGACUACCAAAUCCUCCGAAGCUCGUUUUACUCGCCCGCUCCUCGCAAACGCUCUCCUCCCCUGUGCCUUUGUUUUCGCCAAGUAUCCCGUUCACUACCUGGGAAGAUGCCGCGAAAUCACCAUCUUUAGUCAAAUCGGGUGCUUUACCACCAACUGAGAUUGCCGCCUUCCUAGCAUCUACUCCAGGGAGAGCUAUUCUAGUGGAUAACACAUCCGAUCUUGCUCUAGCGGAAACGUACCCUAUUUUUCUAGAACAAGGUGUAUCGGUGGUGACACCAAACAAGAAAGGCUUCUCGGAAGAUAUCACUUUGUUCAAUAAUAUUUUCGCCUCCGCUAUACGGGGCAAUGCUCUUGUUCAGCACCAGUGUACGGUAGGUGGUACACUACCUGUCCUAUCGACGCUCAGGGAUCUAGUGGCAACGGGUGAUGAGAUUAUUCGGAUCGAAGGGGUUCUCUCGGGGACCCUUUCGCUUCUGUUAGGCGAAUUCAUGCCUGGAAAUGGCAUAUCAAACGCACGUUGGAGUUCCCUUGUUUCUCACGCCAAGGAAAUAGGGCACACGGAACCAGAUCCUCGCGAUGAUCUCAACGGCCUUGACUUCGCACGGAAGCUCACGAUUAUAGCCCGGGUGAUUGGUAUCGAGGUCACCCGUCCCGAUUCCUUCCCAGUGGAAUCACUUAUUCCUGUGGAGCUAUCAUCGCUACCGCCAUCAUCAGAGGGCGUUACUGAGUUCAUGCGCGAGUUGCCAAAAUACGAUGUCAAGAUGGAUGCAGCAAGGAAGGCAGCACAAGAGCAGGGCAAGAUUCUGCGCUAUGUUGGGAGUAUUGAUGUGUCUACCCGAGCCAUCGAGGUUGGUCUUCGGCAUGUUGAAAAGGGUAGUCCAAUUGCCAAUCUUCAAGGCAGUCAGAUUGUCAGCAUUUAUACCAAGCGAUACGAUACCAAUCCACUGAUACUUCAAGGUGGUGGGGGAGGUGAGGUAACGGCGAUGGGCCUGAUGGCCGAUUUGUUGAAAGUUAUGGAGCAGUUGAAGUAAGAGGUCUCUGCUUUGGGACACUACCCUCAAUCGAUGUGAUCAUGAUAUCAGAUCGUUUUCUAUGUCUGGGUAUCUGUGAUUUACAUGUCUUUCCGGUGCGAAUAUUCACUCAAUCCAAUCUCAUUUGCCACUCUCUUUCCCAAGCAAUAGCCUUAAUACCAUAACUUCCCCUUCCCAUUUGGCAGCCUUCAAACGCAACUCAUCUCUUUCCUUUGUCAUAUUUUCCAGGCUUGACUCCAAAUGAGACAUUUGAUCCAUUUUCUUCUGGCGUAAUCUCCGAGCAGCCAACUUGUUUCGACGCCGCUUUUCCUGAAGCCGGUCCCCGUCCGAGUCUUGAGACGAAGGCGAAACACUCCUAGCC
Penicillium brasilianum is the source of this 1561-nucleotide messenger RNA. The record is from the annotation of a GenBank genome assembly. NCBI's taxonomy places the organism in Eukaryota, Fungi, Ascomycota, Eurotiomycetes, Eurotiales, Aspergillaceae.